AUGAACACCCGCUGGCCAGAAAUUGGGAGCACGCUAGAGCUGUUGAAGGCUCAAGAUGCGGAUCUGGCGCUCGCCCACGAGCUCAUGCGCGAGCGAGCAAGACUGGAGCAAGCUUUCCUUGAUGGGCUACGAGCAUUGGUCAAGAAGCACAAACCAGAGUCUGAGGAGGAUAACAGGGAGUACUCAAAGGUACUCAUCACCGCUUUUGAACAAGAAAUCGAGGCCCGCUCAAAGCGGAAUUCAAAUAUACCCGAGUGGCCUGCGAAGAAGGAGCUGCCAGUUGGGUUUCAACUCGCAAAGGCGCAUCAUGAUGCACAGAUAACACAUGAUGACAAGUAUAGCAGGCUAUGGGCUUCGAAGGACGAGCUCAAGGAAUGGCUCAUUACACAGUUUAGGCCGAAUGCACGAAUGCCAUUGGUCGAACUCGAAUACCGCCUAAGCGUUCACCAUCAGCGCACUUCUGCGAGGUGUCUUCGGGAGUGGUAUGAAAACGAGCUACCAAGACUGAUGGAGUCUCAUCAUUCGGCCCUGGAGGAGACGAAAGCGACCAUAAUCAACACAGUAAGAGACAUUAUCAAUUGUGCAUCGACAUUGUGUAGUCAGGUGUACUCCCGUGCAUCUGGAAACGCAUCAAAUUUAUCUCCAUUGAGCCAUCGGGCAUCACUCCAAGGGAAGCUGGACGUAGAAUUGGCCAGCCACGCACUCAUCCCGGCGGACUACUACAACUGGUUCUUCGAUGGCAAACCCUCGCCUCUGCUCUUUGGCAUAGGUACUCUUCCCCUAGAUUUCUCUGGCAUGCCAAAUUGGGAACCGAAUGAGGCGGAUAUACUCUUCUACGUGAAUUUGGACAUACCCAGACUGCUGAAGGCCGAGGAGAUCAAUGGUCUCGAUUCUGUUCCUUCUAAACGUGUCAUUCUGUUUGAACUCGCGCAAUACGGGCCACUGCUUCCCUUAAACUCACAAGAGGUUGAUCGACUCUUCUUUUCCAGGAAAAUAUCACGGGCUGAUCUGGUUUCUCUUUUGGUGCCAGAUGAACCGGUCUGGGAGCCCCUAGGAUGUGUCAGGCGCAAAGAAUUGCUCAAGAUGGCGAUCGGCAAGGUUGAUCCAUGGUGGCUCACAUUCCGGCCAGGUUGUGCUCAUAUUUGGGAGGUUAUCCAGCGGAAAUGGGAUUUCGAAACCGACAGGCCAAAGCCUAGAGAAAAGUAA
Molecule: messenger RNA, 1206 nt
Organism: Serendipita indica DSM 11827
Lineage: Eukaryota; Fungi; Basidiomycota; Agaricomycetes; Sebacinales; Serendipitaceae
Source: the annotation of a GenBank genome assembly